GCCGCAGCCUGGUUUCAGCGCUCCGAGUUUCGGCCGAUCCCCUCAUGGCCACUCGCGCCGCCAUGGAUCUCUCUGCCCUCUACGAGAGCCUCCUGUCGCUGGGCACCGACAUGCCAUCCGACCAGGGAGGGACCGAGCCCAGCCCAGGCUGGGGCCCCUCGGGACUCUGGAGCCUGAGCUCACCGGACUCCAGCCCGGCUGGGGUCACCUCCCGCCUGCCCGGCCGCUCCACCAGCCUGGUGGAGGGCCGCAGCUGCGGCUGGGUGCCCCCGCCCCCUGGCUUCGCACCCCUGGCUCCCCGCUCGGGCGCCGAGCUGUCGCCCUCGCCCACCUCGCCCACCGCGACCGCCACCGCGUCGUCCCGCUACAAGACCGAGCUGUGCCGGACCUUCUCCGAGAGCGGGCGCUGCCGCUACGGCGCCAAGUGCCAGUUUGCCCACGGCCUGGGGGAGCUGCGCCAGGCCAAUCGCCACCCCAAGUACAAGACGGAACUCUGCCACAAGUUCUACCUCCAGGGCCGCUGCCCCUACGGCUCACGCUGCCACUUCAUCCACAACCCCAGCGAGGACCUGGCCGCCCCGGGCCAGCCCCAUGUGCUCCGCCAGAGCAUCAGCUUCUCCGGCCUGCCCUCCGGCCGCAGAACCUCGCCGCCACCCGCCGGCCUGGCCGGCCCGUCCCUGUCCUCGUGCUCCUUCUCGCUCUCCAGCUCCCCCCCACCACAUGGGGACCUUCCGCUUUCACCCUCCGCCUUCUCUGCUGCCCCUGGGACCCCUGUGGCACGAAGAGACCCCACCCCAGCCUGUUGCCCUUCCUGCCGAAGGGCCACUCCUGUCAGCAUCUGGGGGCCUUUGUUGGGUGGCCUGGCUCGGAGCCCGUCUACACAGUCCCUGGGAUCCGACCCCGAUGACAGCACCAGCAGCGGCAGCAGCUUGGGAUCCGACUCGCCUGUCUUCGAGGCAGGGGUUUUGGGGCCGCCCCAGCCACCUGCACCCGCAGCCCCCCGGAGACUCCCCAUCUUCAAUCGCAUCUCCGUUUCUGAGUGACAAGCGCCUGCCCAGUGCAGAUCGGCUGGAUCUUGAGGGGAGCCACUCCUCCUGUGGGGACCUGGGGGACUCUUAAUUAAGUAGCCCCCCUUCCAAAAUGCAUUAACCUAUCUCCUGACCCCACGCUGGGGCGGGUCCUCAGUGUGCAAGCUCAGUGUUCAUGGUGUUGGGGGACGCAGUGUUUUCUGGGGUUCUUGUUUUUUUAAAAAAACCAAAACUGUAGCAUAUGUGAGGGAGGCAAUGAGUCCUCCCUCCCCAUCUCCCCCUGCCCACAUCUGUCUCCCGGGAUCUUACACGUGCUGUGAAAACAGGCCCCUCCCCACUUUGCCUAGACUUGAGGUUCCAGUGCCUGGGGUGACUGGAACCUCCCCCGAGGGGGAAUCCUGGUGCUCAUAUUUCCCUCCAAAAGCAAGUAGCCAAAGCCAUUGCCAAACCCCUCCUCCAAAUCGAUGGGCCCUUUAUUUAUGACGUUAUUUAUUCUAAUAAGAUUUUAUAGUAUUUAUAUAUAUCGAUUUGUCUGCUUCCCUUGUAUUUUACUUCCUCUUUUUUUGUAAUGUUGGAAACGAUGGCAUAAUUAUUGUUAUAAGUAUACUACAAUAAUAUAUUAAGUAAUAUAUAUUGUUACCUUAAAUGUCUAUUUUUGUGGAUUUUUUGGAAUUUUUAAAUAAAAGAAAUCUGCGUGU
Messenger RNA from Microcebus murinus (gray mouse lemur), 1726 nucleotides. RefSeq names its product ZFP36 zinc finger CCCH-type (gene ZFP36). Lineage: Eukaryota; Metazoa; Chordata; Mammalia; Primates; Cheirogaleidae. Gene Ontology annotation, molecular function: metal ion binding; mRNA binding. The record is from RefSeq and is a predicted model, not a curated record.